AUGGCGAGCACCAAAUCUAAGCGGCGAACCAGGAAUCGCACUCAGCGAUAUACUUCCAAUGUUUUCUCUAUGUUUACGGAUUCACAGAUCAAUGAGUUCAAGGAAGCGUUUUCGAUGAUCGACUCUACCAAGGAUGGAAUUAUCGAUCAGACGGAUUUGGAGGAAAUUUUUCGAUCACUGGGCAAAGAACCAACCGAAGAGUAUCUAAACGAUAUGCUCUCACAGGCGAAGGGACAAAUUAACUUCACCAUGUUUCUAACCCUGUUUGGUGAUAAGAUGACGGGGUGCGAUCCGGAAGAAGCUAUUUUAAACGCGUUUGCUUGCUUUGAUCCAGAAGGAACUGGUGUAAUCGCCGAAGAUCAGUUGCGCGAAUUAAUGACUACUAUGGGCGAUCGAUGGACUCACGAGAAAGUGGACGAGUUGUUCCACGGUGCUCCAAUCUCCGAUGGCAACUUUGAUUACAAAGAAUUCACGCGAAUGAUCAUGCAUGGUCAAGAAGAGGAGGACAAGUAG
Messenger RNA from Echinostoma caproni, 513 nucleotides. NCBI's taxonomy places the organism in Eukaryota, Metazoa, Platyhelminthes, Trematoda, Plagiorchiida, Echinostomatidae. The record is from the annotation of a GenBank genome assembly.